UUGCCAACAAUAUCAUCCAUCUUUCAUAUUCGAAAUGGUGAUAUGUUUGUCCAAUAACGCAAAGAUAUAUUAUUCCAUUGUGUAUUUACAUAAAAGUGAAUGUGUGUACACAUGAUGGGUUGAAUGCUUUGUGUCAUUUUUGUGAGAAAGGGUGAUACGUUCCAUAUGUUUUGGCAGAACGCAACAAUUGGUUUAUAUAGAGACCAAGAACAGGAAUGACACUUGGAGGUCCAACUGUUGCCGCUUAUCUGGAUGACACGAAUCAGUACCCAAAGUUAGACCAUGUAUUAGGUACUGCCGGUCAAGCUGUUGGAAUACGAGGCACCUACGACGAUGACUUCAUCGAUAGGUUAAACCACAAAUAUACUGUGAUGCUUUUAGUGAUAUUUACGGUAAUAGUGAGUACAAGCCAAUAUGUCGGAAAUCCUAUUGAAUGUUGGUGUCCGACAGAUUUCACGGAAAAUCGAGUCGAUUAUACAAAUUUCGUAUGCUGGGUGUCGAAUACCUAUUAUAUUCCCAUGCAGAAUCAAAUCCCUGCUCAGUAUGACCAAAGGAGAGAACAAGAACUAACAUAUUAUCAAUGGGUCCCACUUAUUCUUCUAGUAUGCUCAAUGUUUUACAAGGUACCCAGAUUAAUAUACAAAGUUCUUGGGUCAUAUUCGGGGAUCAGCAUAGAUAAAAUCAACGGGAUGGCACGUGAUACACAAUACCUUGCACCUGAAGAGCGUGAAAAGAAAUUGAAGCAUAUAUCCAAAUAUAUGGGACAGUGGUUAAAAUCUGCCUCACCGCAUAGGGCUGGUCUUUGUCCACAUCUGCGUGAAAAGAUAGGAGAAGUUUGUUUCUUUCUUUGCGGACGUCAUUAUGGAAACUAUUUAACAACAGUGGCCAUGGUAUACAAGUUAUUAUUUUUAGUAAACUCGAUUGCUAUGAUGUAUACCAUGAAUGCAUUUAUGGGAUCAAAAUACAGUGUAUACGGAUUUGAAGUUCUAAAUUCUCUCUACGAGGGAGAAGACUGGACUUAUUCUCCUAAAUUCCCGCGUGUUACGCUCUGUGAUUUCGAAAUUCGACAGAUGACAAAUUUACAACGAUGGACUGUACAAUGUGUGCUUCCGGUCAAUCUUUUCAACGAAAAAAUAUUUAUAUUUCUGUGGUUUUGGAUGGUUUUCGUUGCCAUUGCGAAUGGUUUCGGUUUCUUGACUAAUCUUUAUGGAUACCUUUUGCCUCAUCAUCGUCGUUCAUAUAUACGAAAGUAUCUUAAAAUCAACGAACAGCACAAAAAGACAGAUUCCGAUAGACGAAUUAGAAAAGACUUUGUAAAGGACUUUUUGAAACAGGAUGGCAUUUUCGUAUUACGUCAAAUAAGUAACAACGCUAACGAUGUCAUUGCUUCCGAUGUCAUCAGAUAUUUAUACGCUGGUUUCUUAGAAAAAUAUAAACAAAGUGCAGACGAUAACAGUAACAUUGAAAAUGCAGAUUCAGUGUGAUAAAAUCAAAAUACUAGGUAAAAACAGAUUGAUUCCACAUAAUACAACGAAGUGAGAAGUAUCUCACUAACAGGAUACUGUCCCGUUUAAGAGUAUGUCCGGUGACUUGAUUUGUAAUAGUAUCCCUUAUGGGAUGCAUGUACGACAACAUUCAACAUUAUAUACGUAUAAAGAAAAGAGUUUUAAAUUGAUGAUUGGUGCAUUAGAAUGAUGGGACCAGAUUUCGACUGCCGUAAAGCAAACACAAUGAUCAUGAUGAUGGUGGAUGGUAAAACAAUAUAUAUAUAUAUUUAUAUAUAUAGAUUGCCUAACAAUGUAAUUUGCUAUUACAUUGUUAGGCAAUCUAUAAUUUUAUUUGUGUAAUUGAAUUAAUCUCUGUACUGAUUAAUCCACACUCCCAUAGAUGUGUAUGUCAUGUGCUGCUAUUAAUAGGCACUUAUAUAUAUACAGUCCACCAAAAGUUAAGCACCACCUAAAUAUAACUGGCAAUAUUUUUUUAACUAUUGCGAAAAACAUAUUUAUGUUUGGUGUUAUGAAUUGCCUAUAACAUAUACUAAGAAAAUUCAUUACGACCAACAAAAAAUAAACUCCGAUAAACACGCCAAGCAAUUUUUUAUUAAAGGUCAUCUGCACUUUUUCGAAUACACUGUUUCGAUGCCUUUAAAUCAUCUUCCUACUGUCCCGCGUACAGGUGAAAUUUGGCCUUCACAAAGUCACUGUGAAAUAUGGCAAGGGGUAAGUUAUAUGUGACUGAACCUUGACAAGCAAUUGACAUGUCAAAUGCCGGUAGGAGCACUAGUUGCAUAGGUAACCAUUUCAAUGUUAAACACACCGUGAUUGUCAGAUUUUUACAACGUCAUGUUGACACAGGAACUGUAAAUGAUAGACCAAUGUCCGGAAGACCCGAUUAACUACCGAUCUGGAUGACCGACUACUUAUUGGUUGUGCUGAAGCCAACCCAUUUACUCCUGCCCCACAACUUAGACACCACUGGUGUCAAGGUGGUCAUGUUAGUGUUUGAACAUUGGUCCGUCGACUUCAUAGAGGCUACCUAAGAGCACGUCGUGUUGUCAAGAGACCUGCCCUAACAGUCAGGCACCGUAUAAUUAGGUUUCAAAUGGCCAAUGACCAUCGACGCUGGAACAUGAGAAGCUGGCAAAAUGUUCAUUGGUCAAAUGAGAGUCAGUUUCUGUUACGACCAAUAGACGGCAGAAUACGAGUUUGUCGUGGAAAUAAAACUGCUAAUGACCAAAACAACAUUUGCCCAAUGACUGCAUACGUUUCUGGUGGUGUUACAGUAUGGGAUUUCUUCUCCUACUGUUGUAAGGUGGGUAUGCAUAUUCUGCAGGUUAACAUGAACGGACAGACAUACAGGGAUUUGGUGCUUAGAAACAUUGUAGUCCCUCAUUUUGAUAAUCCUUCACUUGCUUCAAGACCCUUGUGCAUGUACGACAAUGCUAAACCACACAGGGCAAGGAUUGUAACCGAGUACAAAGAGUACAAAGAGCAAGAAGCCAUUGACACUAUCUUUUGGUCUUCCAUGUCUCCAGACAUGAACCCUAUCGAAGAUGUCUAUGAUGCCAUUGGCAGAAAUCUCAAUCGCAGAGUUCCACCUUUGCAAAAUCUUAGCGAUUUAAGAAGCACAAUUGUUGCUAAAUUGAAUAAAUUUGCUCAACUAAAGUUCAGAAGGCUUGUAGAGAGUAUGAGACUCCGUGUUAUGGAACUGUACCGGAAGAGAGGGUGUUACACAUUCUAUUGACUCAAAUAUUGACUUUGAAUUUGCCGAACAUGCCAAAGAUUAUUUGUAGAGACUUUUAAUGAUAUUGGGUGAUUAAUUGUUGUAAAAAAAUAAAAUCACAGUGAAACGUAAAUUCCGUUUCUGAUUUGUGUAAUUUUCACUAUUUCUAUGAACGCAAAUUUCAAAUGCAUAGAACCUUCAUACGUGAACAAACUUAAGUCUACGGUUUGUUUAUGGUAUAUGUUAGCAAAAUUGCUACAUGAAUAUUUUCUCUUUUUCGAGGAUUAACUGAUUUUUUUAAAUGAAAAAAAUUUCUAAGCAAUAAAAAUAGGUGGUGCUUAACUUUUGGCGGACUGUAUAUAUGCUGAUAUAGAGAGUUUUGUUUUACGUUUUAUAAGCUCAUAUUAUUGUUUUUCUUUUACUAUUUAAUUAUUCAUGUUCAAAAACAGUUUAGUCUCUUUUUCAAUUUGGGCAAUUAGGGGAAUUCAUGUUGGUUGAACUAUAUUAGUUCCAGGUAUGUAAGCAUAAGUGUCUAAAAUUGUUGCAGCAAUUAAACUAUGCAUCAUCGAAAUUUGUCAUGGCUAACAAGAAAGCAGCAUGACUUUAGUGACCCAGAACUGAAUAAAUCAUAUUCUAUAAUAAAACUUUACCCAUUUCAUCAAAAUUAAUUCAUAGUUGUAGAUUUAAAUGUUGUGCCAAAAAAGAUGAUAAAGAUAUUUAACCUCAAAACAGAAAUUUAUAAUUAUCAUGAAAUUGAUGCAUCAACAGUUUGUUUGCUCAUAUACAACUUAAUGGGGAGGAUGGUUUAAUCUUAUUGAUGAUCACUUACAUAACUCUUAAAUAUAGCAUAGGUUAAAUAUUAGAAACCAAUGGUCCACCCCAUCCACCCCAUCCACCCCUCAUUAAAAAUUGGUCGUCCAUUAAGUCGGUAUAUCACGUUUAGUUUAUUUAGACAUUCAUAUGAAAUUGGUAAGAAAUUGUUCAUUGAAUAUUUUGACACCUGUCUUAAAAUGGAAUAGAAUUAUUUACGUUAAUCUAACAACCAACAGUUGAAGUAAUAAUAUAGGUACAACGAUUGAUGUGUGUACUGUAUACAACACAUAUAUAGAUUUUUUAUUCCAUUUAUGUUCUAUAUAUAGAUACAAUUUUUUGUUUGAUGGUUAGAAAUUAGGUUGUGAUACUAGUUUUUGAUGGAAUGAGUCAGUGAUUAUGUUUGUCCCCAGAUAUAUGUGCUAUAUUGUAUUGCCAAAAAGAUUUUUCGUUGUUUCAUCAUGAGAUGAUGUCAUAAUACGUUCAAUAGUCAAUAUCGCAUUUGCUAUUUUUAAACGGUACAUAUUAAAUGAGUAUUAUGUACCAUUAUAUUCAAGACAUCGAAAUCAAUCACUUACUAUGAAACCUUUUAGUGUUAUCGAAGUUCUUUUUAAGUAAAAUUGAGAAUGGAAAUGACUACUUUAUAACUAUUGAUGACUUAGAACAUUUGUGCAGUAAUCAUUAGUGUUUUAAUGAUUUCUCGAUUAAAAAUAUAUACUGGUUAGAGUAGACUUUAAAUUUCCGAAUGCAUAUUGUUUGAUGACUUUCCGUCAUAGAAACUACGAGUGUAACCAAAUAAUUACUAUGAGGUAGCGAACAACAUUUUAAUUUUGAUUUACAUAACGAUGUAGAAUAGACUAUUUUCAUAUUACCGACUUUUGACUCCGGAUUAUAUAAUUUGUCGACUGGUUACCUUGGACAUCAUGGUACCAAGUCAGGUAAGCGCAAGCUAAAGAAGUAAAACCAAGCUUUCAAUCGGUACACUUUUGGGGGAAAAUUACCUGGUUAAUAUUUUUUUUUUCACUACAAAAUCAUCGGAAAACAGUAAACUUUCCCCUCUAAUUACACCGAUUAUAUAUUUGAUUUUACUUAUUUUGGCUGCUCUUAUUUGACCGAGUACCAUGAUGUCCAAGGUAACCAGUCGACAAAUUAUAUAAUCCGGAGUCAAAAGUCGGUAUUAUGAAAAUAGUCUAUUGUAUGUGUGUGUGACCUCUUGACCUCUAGAUUUUUUUUCUUUAUGUCACUAGGUUGCUGCCUCAUUGGCGUUAUAUAACCCAACCCCCACAUGUUCUUUCAAUAGUAUAUACCUUCUACAAAAACUUAAUUUGCAUGCUUUGAAAUUUACAAAGAAAACAUUAUUGAUACAAAAAUCUUAAGAGUUAAAGAACAUAUGUUUUGUUAAAUUGUUAUAUUAUUCUCAAUAGAAUUCAGCGGUAGACUGUCAACGUUUUUCCCUUUCUUAUUGUAAGUUGUUUCACAAUAGAGAUAUACAUAUUUAAUGUAUAUUUUUUAAUAUACUUCUUGGUGCAUUUGAAACGAACUUUUAUGAUUUGGGUGUGUUUUAUGUUUAAAUUUCGAUGUCUUCAUACGUUGAAAGUUGUGUUGCGUCUGCACAUAUCUAUAAUUUAAGUUUGCACCGUUUUGUAUUGUAGAUAUUUCCAUGAUAGAAAACUUUGUCAUCAUGAGCUUUAAGCUAUAAAAGUCAUUAGACAAUGCAUAUUAUUGCAGGGAAUGUAUUGAACUUUUUCAAAAAUCGAACAGGUAACACAAUAUCAAACAUAUACAAUAUAUCUUUUUCUAACGUGUAGGGAACGAAAUUACAGAUGCAUAAAGGUAUCGAACAAGUAAACUAAAAAAUAAGUGGCACCUGCAAAAUAAAUUGAACUUCACGCUGUUUUAGUCGUCAAUAAGUUACAAUCAGUUUUUUUUGGCUAUAAAUAUCGGUUAAUGUUACAAUAACAGUAAAAGGCUUUUAGCUCUAUUCUUUAUAACAAUGUUUUCAUUUUGGAUCUGAUCGAAAAGCAUGGAGAGGAAUACGUAAUCCGAUAUACUUUUUAUUUUCAAAUUUUUCUGAAGAAUGUUUGAUUAAAGCGUUAAAUACGUCUAAUAUCCAAUAGAAUUACAAAAUAUGAAGUCAAAAUUCUCGUUUAUUUAAAGAAGUUUCCAAUGUUUUGGUAAGCCUUUUCUACUUUGAUUCACUUUUGUAACCCAACAACAUAUGUAGUGUUAGACAUUCCAGUAUCCGAACUAUUUACCUCAAACACUUAAUUAGAGACUAUCAUUUGCUAUUUUGAUAGGGGUCAGGAGAAUUUUGGAAAUAAAUAUUCUGUCAUGGUAAAAAUUGCCCAACAAUAUCCUGGAUUAAAUUGUGUACAAAAGUGAAAAUCAAUUACCACGCAAAAUAAAUAAGCCAGACUGGCAACAUAUCAAAAUAAAUAUUCCGUCCACAAGAAAUCAUUCAGGUCCCUCAUAACAAAUCAAUAGGUCGUCCACUUACAAAAUACUUUAUAUACAUUUGUAGUAAAAUAUUAUCAAAAAAGCAUCUAUAAGAAGAGAUAAUGAUUUUCCCUUUAAGAUGUCUUUACAGUCUAUGGCCAGUAUUAUUUGUUAUUGGUACGGUUUCUUUUGUUACCAUAAGCAAUUGCCCAUAUGUUUAAGGCUUCGUCCUCAUUCGUCGGAAAUAUUCAGUUGAAAUUAGUUAUGUUUGUAUCUGAAUAUUCCAUACAAUGAUGAUGAAUUGCUCUUAUAUUUAUUUACCAUGGUGGUAAACCAAUAGAACUUUCAACGUUUUGUUAAUUUCAAUAAAGGGUAAAUUUACGUUCAAAUUGAUUGUUUUCUGUACUGAUGUAAUGCAUUGGCUGUUUGAGAAUAUAGAUAUAUACAUUUUUUUAAAAGAUAACCAGUUUUCAUUUCAACAGCAUUAUAACUGAAGGGCAUAACAUACCAUUCUGGUUUGUGCAAUUGGUAUUUCUCUCAGUUGUUUCUUUUCUGGUAUUAUUUGAUUUUUUCAUCAUAAUUGUUGUUUUUUGUUUUACUUUUAUAUAUCAUUCCCCAAGUGUUUACAUGUGUGUCUGCUUAAUUUGUAGAUCUUUGUGUUGUAUGUAUUUUUUUUUUAUAGUUGUUUGAUUAUUUUAUUAACAAUAUUAUUUAUACAGCUGUUUAGUUUUGUUAUCAGUAUUUUAUUGUUAGAUUGUUAUAUAUAACAGUUGAAGUAUCGCUCUGUGAUUAAUUAUUUUAGUGAUAUCCAUCAAAGAGGCUUCUGGUUUGAAAAUAUUUUGUACCCGAAAAUGAAAUGGUGGAUUAAUAUAUAGCAUUUUCAUUGUGGCGACACAAAAUGAUAGACAUGGAUUCUAUGCCAAGCAAGCAUGUAUCUUACAACAUAAAUCAUAAUACAUGUCUAAAUAAAAAAGAAGAUGUGGUAUGAUUGCCAAUGAGACAACUCCCCACAAGAGACCAAAUGACACAGUAAUUAACAACUAUAGUUCACCGUACGGCCGUCAACAAUGAACAAAGCCCAUACCGCAUAGUCAGCUAUAAAAGGCCCUGAAAUGACAAUGUUAAACAAUUCAACCGAGAAAACUAACGGCCUAAUUAAUGUACAAAAUAUGAACGAAAAACAAAUAUGUAACACAUAAACAAACGACAACCACUGAAUUACAGUCUCCUGACUUGGGACAGGCACAUACAUACAGAAUGUGGCGGGGUUAAACAUGUUAGCGGGAUACCAACCCUCCCCUAACCUGGGACAGUGGUGUAACAGUACAACAUAAGAACGAACUAUAAAAAUCAGUUGAAAGAGGCUUAACUCAUCAGAUGGAUAAAAAUACAAAUACCACAAUAACAAGAGGACGUGGCCAGGUAUGCAUACCCCGUAAGAAAUGCCAAUAGUAAUACAUUUUGCCUUUAUCGAGUAAAUAUUUCAAAUAAUUUUCCAAUCUUCUGUGCCUUCCUUAUUAGCACAUAUUCUGGCUAUAGCAAAAUGAUUAAAAAGUUAUCAUACAAGUGCCUUUUAUUAAAACCAAAUUUUUGGCAAUAUGUUUAACCGUACCGUGUAUUAAAUAUAAUGAUUUCAGAACAACCAAGCCUCAGGAGAGACAGAAGGGUCGUUUUAGACUUUGCAAUAAAAAAAAAUUGGAAAGCUACUAACUAAAUCCUACUUUUGAAUGUUUUUGGUUAUUUUUAUGUCAUUUUAUAUGCCGGUUGUAAGCUUAUAUAACUUUGUCUUAAAUAACCUAGAGAUCAUUUUUCGGGUAGUUUAACUUUCGUACAGAUUGGUGCGGUCAUAACCUGCACAAAAGUUAACUUUGGACAGACGUUUUGACAGCUUUUAAAGUAAACUUGAUAUAUGUAGACCAGACAAACGAGUAAACUUUUUAUCAGCUUUUUAGAACUAUUAAAUCACUAGGACCAAGUCUACAGUACUUUCAAGGUUAGCUUGUGUACUUCUAUGAUCGGUCAGAUCAGUAAAAAUAUCUGGUAAUGAAGUUAACUUACUAUACAGGUUAUGACUGUACUCAUCUGUAUAUUUUUUGUUAAAUAUUAACAUGAACAAUAAUUAUAACAAGAGCAGAUCAGAAUCUGUGAUAGUGCUAUGAUUUAUUUUAUUUUCUUUACAUUGUAUAUAGACUUGUGUUGUUGUUGUAAGAUAAGUACAAAGGUAAAGUUAAAUUCCUAACAAUUUCAACUCAUCAUGCUUUGCAUGGGCAGCAGGUCAUUUUGUCCGGUUUAGAAUAAGUCUACAAUUGGCAAAGGAAAACUAUUUGUGUUAAAAGUGUGUAAUACACUAUUGCCAAUAUCCAACUAUAAAAGAAAUUACACAACGUUUUUUGUUCAAUAUGAUAUCUUGUCAAUGCAAUAUUUUUUCAAGAAACAUUAUUUUCCAUCGUUUAUGUGUGCAACUUGGUACUUUAUUUACAUCAUGUACAUGUUUUAAAGAUAUAUGCUCCAUAAGAAAAUAUUAUUGCGUUUAUAAUCAUACGAAAUGUAGGUUUUGUUUUUUGAUGUGGGAGUUGUUAACUAAAUACUACAGAUAUCAGUUGAAGCUUUUGAGUGAUAAGAUAUGAUAAUGUAUUUCAUUUUCAACCACAUUUUGUAUCAUCUAGAAGGGAAACAUUUUAUCAUUUUCUAAAGGUUUCACACUGCAUAUAGCUUGUUAAUUAUAUUUGUUUCAGCAACGCAUAGAAAAAUACAAGUGUUCAUAAACUUGUGCAAAAUAACUAUACGUAACGAAAAGUACACAUUUGAAAAAAAAAAUAUAAUCCAACCCCCAUUUUGAGCCUCAACCUUCCUGAAGAACAUAUUGUAAUUAGUAACAUAUUUGUUUGAACAGCUUCACGUGUGUAUUUUUUAUACCUGUAUAAACUAAUUGUGAUCUCAAAGAAAACAGUAAAUGAUUCAUAAUUGUAAAUAUAUCAUUUAAAUGUAUUUCUAUCGUUUUGAAAAUAAUGACUUUUCUUUAAAAAGAAAACAACUUUUAUUCUGUUUUAAACUAAAUUAAGUUCAGAUGGGUCAAAAAAAUUAUGUAAUAUAGUAUUCAUCUCCUGUUUUCGAUUAUGAGGAGACAAUAAUAAAAAGUUCAUAUUAGCAGUCUUUGGAGUGUGGAUAAAAACGUUAUAAUUCAUAGGGGGUAAAUCUCUGGUCUAGGAACAGUAAAAAUGAUUGCGAAGAGUGAUAUGUUACAAGUAAACUCGUUGAAUAAAUAUUGAUGGAAGGAUUAUGAUUUCGGUUACAUCGGAAUAACACUUUUAUACUCAUAUAUGUGUAAGGGUAAGAAAAACAAACAGUUUAGGGCUUUUAAGACUCUCCUGUUUGUUUGAGAAUAAAUCUAAAAAAUGAGCCUCCUCAUUGGGUUUUUGAUUAUGUGAUUACUUGGACGUUUUUAAAGUAAUUAUUUGAUUACCAGACCAAUUUGAUUAUUUGAUUAUUUAAUAAUCUAGGACUGUAUUUUUGAUUAUUUGAUUAUCUUGUUUAAAAAAAAAAAUUAAUGAUUAUGUGAUUAUAUUGGCAACACUUUGUGAUUAAGUGAUUACAUGGACACCCCCAUGAGAGGCCUAAAAAAUAUGUUUUAAUAACAUUCCUGUAAACUUCCAUGGAAAAAUGACUCUAUAUAUAAAAAUCAGAAGAUGUGGUAUGAUUGCCAAUGAGACAACUCUCCACAAGAGACCAAAUGACACAGAAAUUAACAACUAUAGGUAACCGAACGGCCUUCAACAAUCAGUAAAAUCCAUACCGCAUAGUCAGCUAUAAAAGGCCCCGGAAUGACAAAUGUAAAGCAAUUCAAACUAAACAAACUAACGGCCUGAUUUAUGUACAAAGUAAUGAACGAAAAACAAAUAUGAUAUACAGCAACAAACGAGUGUACAUGUUGUUCAAGGCGUUUAACAAGGCUGCAAUAUGUCCGUGGGUACAUACAUAAAAUUGUACCCACAAGACCUCUGUAUCUGUUCACUUAAACGAUCAGAUCCUUUCUUGAAAUUUCAAAAGAUAGAAAAAUACAUGUGCAGUUUUGUUUUUUUGUUUUUUGUUUUUUUUAUUAUUCUUUUCUAUUUCUAAAUUAAAAAUAAAAAAAACGCUUUUGUUUUUGUCAUCAUCUGUAGAUUAGAAAAAUAUACUUAAAUAAUUUAAUUUGUAAUUAAUUUACUGCGGAAUGACUAUAUCGAGUGUGUUUCAAAGCUGUAGAUACAAUGCCAAAAAUUAAUAAUUGUGUUGAAAUAUUUUUAGACUAAAUAUACAUUCACAUAUAGACUAUGCAAUACGGUGUACAUAUUAAUUUUUAAUAUUUAUUCAUUAUUUUUCUUAUCAUAAUGUAAAUAAAAUUCAUUUAUUUUGUAA
Mytilus californianus (California mussel) is the source of this 10863-nucleotide messenger RNA. Its product is annotated as innexin unc-9-like. Bases 216 to 1484 code for a protein of 422 amino acids. The transcript has 3 exons. The record is from RefSeq and is a predicted model, not a curated record. Lineage: Eukaryota; Metazoa; Mollusca; Bivalvia; Mytilida; Mytilidae.